CCAAGACUGGAAGGGCCGAAGGAAUGUUUCUUAAAACGAUCGGGAUCCUUGGCCGCGCGUUCAGACUGUUCUUCCAGACUGGAAGACGCGUUCAAGAACGAGACCUAGAAUAUUUGCCGUGCGCGGCGCUAGGAGGACCGAUGGCGGGCGACAUUCAACAGGCUGAUAUUUAUAGAUUCGAGAGUUUCGUGCAAACCUACAACGUUUUAGGCGUCAAAAUUCGGUUCCCGUGUUCGUCAACAUCCACCCGAUGAUCCAUGGAUUCUCGUUCGACCAAGUGACGGGAUCCAGUGACAUCAGAGCGUCCGAGGGUCCGAACAAAAUGAAAGGAGGCACCGGAUCGUGCGUAUCGUAUCGAAUAGGCUCCGCGGAAGAAGUUGAGCCGUGUAGCUGACGUUUAAACGUUGCUGGCGCUAGUUUUGGUCGUGGGACGUCCCUUCGAUCGACGGUGGAUAAGGUCCAAGAAGAAAAAAGAAGAGACUGUUCCAUUCGAUCGAGGCGAGAGUGGCGAGAGAUCUCCGACGCAACGUUUUCUCCGUCGCGGAUUAGUCACACUUCGAAUUUGUCAAAAACCGCGAGAGAGAAGAAACGAGGAGGAAGAGAUCGUCAUCAAGGACAAGAGGGACAAGCGCAGCCCUCUGUUCGAAUCUUAGAAAGGCUGCUUGCCAACUGAUCGAACCUAACGGCGUGCGUUGUAUCCGUUGUUCUCGAUGGCUGGCAAUGUUUUUGCGUCUACGAUGCUUCGGGUACCACAGCAUUAAUAAUAAUCGUCGCUCGUGAAUACCGGGAUCGGCGUUUACGGACCACCAUGUGACGCGUCGUCGCCACGCUUGUUGCGAAACUGAAGCGAACAAGGUUCCCGAUCGGUCGAAAAAGAUGCGUCGAGGCGUUGAUACGAGUAUGCUGUUGACCGUCGGGCGUAAAUUCUUCUUGCAUUACGCGUCAAUCUCCUCAGGAAUUCGAGCGUUGCGCAUUAGAAAACUGAAAAGCUCGUAGCCGAUCGAAACGCGUACGACGAUGAACAAGCGUUCGCUGGACGAGGUCGUAAAAAGUUUCGGCGGAUAGAGGAUCUGUACGAAUCGACGAGGAAGCGAAUCCCGUGGAAGAUGAUGUUCACCGGCGGCUCCCACGCGAAAAGACGGAACGCGGGCGGCGGCCCCGCAGCUGGCCGGAAGUCCUCCGUGGAUCGCAGAAGCCCGCAGGCUCGCGUGGGUGCUGAAGGAUAUACAUACAGGACACGAAUUCCCGUAUUGAAUCCAGCAGACCUGCCUCCGACGACAUCCACGGGAAAGGCUUACGUUUACAAGACGAGAGUGCCUCGAAGGGAUAUCGCCGCGGCGUCGUUCUACGAAAAUAACGUUGGCGGUCCAAUUACUAAGAGAAGAGGCGCGGUAAAGCACAACAAAGUGCACGUUGUACGGGGCCACAGGCUGGUCGCGAAGUUCUUCAGACAACCGACCUUCUGCGCCUUCUGCAAGGACUUUCUCUGGGGCUUCGGGAAGCAGGGAUAUCAGUGCCAAGCCUGCCAAACGGCAGUGCACAAGAAAUGCCACGAUAAAUUGUUAACCAAGUGCCCGGAGAGCGGCAGGGAAUCCGAGAACACGGUCUACUUGAGGGAGCGUUUCAAGGUAGAUGUGCCUCACAGGUUUCGGCCUCACAGUUUCAUGUCGCCCACAUUUUGCGAUCACUGCGGCUCAUUGCUGUAUGGCCUGUUCCGACAAGGUUUGAGAUGCGAAGGUAAGUAA
This is a messenger RNA of Colletes gigas, 1745 nucleotides long. Its product is annotated as putative protein kinase C delta type homolog. Gene Ontology annotation, biological process: protein phosphorylation. The transcript has 7 exons. NCBI's taxonomy places the organism in Eukaryota, Metazoa, Arthropoda, Insecta, Hymenoptera, Colletidae. Bases 1107 to 1745 code for a protein of 212 amino acids. Gene Ontology annotation, molecular function: ATP binding; protein serine/threonine kinase activity. The record is from RefSeq and is a predicted model, not a curated record.